Molecule: messenger RNA, 411 nt
Organism: Penicillium macrosclerotiorum
Lineage: Eukaryota; Fungi; Ascomycota; Eurotiomycetes; Eurotiales; Aspergillaceae
Exons: 1
Coding region: 1-411 (136 amino acids)
Source: RefSeq, a predicted model, not a curated record
AUGACUGUCCUCAAGGGUAGUUAUCUAAACCAAGCGACGGAAAUGGGUACUAGAGCUACUCCAAUGGCGGUGGGCGGCGCGGACACGGACUACGGGUUGAGGCUGCCGGCAGAAAGACAGCUUCUCCUCUCCGCCUCUCAGUUUCUCUAUCUCCGUCCUCCACGCGGAGCUGGCCUGGAGCUGACUAUUCGACGUCAUGUUUGCGCUCUGCAUCCCACCCCGGGCUUCUGCAGAUUUUAUGAGGCUGCUUGCUCAGAUUCGAUGGUCUUCGUCCAAGCGCUGGCAGGCACGUCAACACAAGGACCAGUUUACCAGAGAAGCUGCCGUGCAAGGCCUGAAAAGUCGAGCCGCCUUCAAAUUACUUCAGGUAUCAUUGAAAACACACAACACCACGCCAUGAACUGCGAAUGA